AUGGGAAGGAAGGAGCGAGAGAACAGGGAACUCGAACAAUUUGAAGGAGGAAGAACACAAGGAUUCGGAUGCGAUGGUUCAAAGCUUGACACUGAAUCAGAGGUGGAAUUUCGAAUUGGGGAAGGGUUCGUCGUGCAGGGGUUUUGCUGGGUUUUGCGCUCUUCGAGCGAAGAAGGGACGAGUGAGGCAGGCAAGGGGAGAAGGAAGCUGAAGUGA
Linum trigynum is the source of this 216-nucleotide messenger RNA. Lineage: Eukaryota; Viridiplantae; Streptophyta; Magnoliopsida; Malpighiales; Linaceae. The record is from the annotation of a GenBank genome assembly.